Molecule: messenger RNA, 1548 nt
Organism: Lynx canadensis (Canada lynx)
Lineage: Eukaryota; Metazoa; Chordata; Mammalia; Carnivora; Felidae
Gene: IL22RA2
Product: interleukin 22 receptor subunit alpha 2
Exons: 5
Coding region: 119-814 (231 amino acids)
Molecular function (GO): protein binding; interleukin-22 receptor activity
Source: RefSeq, a predicted model, not a curated record
GAACCACUUAAACCCACGAGGGGAUGUCCGGCAUGAGGAUUCUACAGUUUCCUCUUCUGUCCAGAGCUGUGCUCUCAUUGAGGGCAGCACUGGUUGUCUGACCGGUCACAUUGCAACCAUGACGCCUAAACAUUGCUUUCUAGGCUUCCUCAUCAGUUUCCUCCUGACUGGUGUAGUGGAAACCCAGUCAGCCCAUGAAUCCCUGAUGCCUCAGCGAGUACAUUUUCAGUCUCGAAAUUUCCACAACAUUUUGCACUGGCAGCCUGGGAGGGCUUGUACCAGCAACAGCAGUAUCUAUUUCGUACAGUAUAAAAUGUAUGGACAGAGACAAUGGAAAAAUAAAGAGGACUGUUGGGGUAUUCUCGAAUCCUUUUGUGACCUUACCAAUGAAACAUCAGAUAUACAGGAACCUUACUAUGGAAGGGUGAGGACCAUCUCAGCUGGGAUCCGCUCAGGCUGGACCAUGACACAGCGCUUCACUCCCUGGUGGGAAACGAAAAUUGAUCCUCCAGUCAUGAAUAUAACUCAAGUUAAUGGAUCUUUGUUGGUGAUUCUUCAUGCUCCAGGUUUACCAUAUAGAGACCAAAAAGGAAAAAAUGUAUCAAUAGAAAAUUACUAUGAGCUAGUAUAUCGAGUCUUUAUAAUUAACAAUUCAAUAGGAAAGGAACAAAAGGUAUAUGAAGGAGCUCACAGAGUUGUUGAAAUUGGAGUUCUGGCACCUCACGCUGCUUACUGUGUAGUGGCUGAAAUGUACCAGCCCAUGCUAGACAAAAGAAGUCGGAGAAGUGAAGAGAAAUGUGUGGAACUUCCUUGAAGGGUUCUGGAGUGCUCCACAAUAUGGAAAUCAAAACUCUCUGAGAGCGGGACGGCUCAUGUUUGAAGGAUCUCACUGAAAGUUGUGCUUAUAUUUUCUUGAGGCGGUGUUCACCAUUAAUUACACCUUGGGGAACUCUUUGUUUACCCAUUCUUUCUUCCUUUACAUUUUACUGGUAAACUAAUUUAAGCAACAUGGCUCAAAAGAUUAGAAUUUAAAGAGGAGGCAAAGAAUAAAGUCCUCUCUGAAUGCGGAACUUUGUCUCUGAAUGUAACAUCCCAACCACAGCCUGCAUUGUUCUAAGACAGCUGAAUAAACAUUUAAGAGACAAGGUAAUAGCAGACAUUUAACAAAAGAGAGUUGGAUUGAUUUUUUUAAGAGAGUGCUACAGACAAAAGCAAUCUUGAAGCAAUCCUUUUUCACUCGCUAUUGAGACAGUUCACUUGACAUAGAUAUGCCAAUUUUUACAUAAAUGGAACUUUUACAUGAAUGCAUAUUUUCCAUGCAUUUCCUAUUUUAUAUGAAUGUACUUUUUCAUACAUUCAUUUUCUGUUACAAAAUAUUUCCACUUAAUGAGCCAAUAUUUUCUUUCAACUUCUAUUCUAUGUAAAUACAAAUAGCAUUUGAAAAAAAGACUUCUCAUGAUUUCUGGAUUAGUAUCUAGAUUAAUAUUGACAAUAACAUCUAAAUACCAAAGGAAUCCUAUGCAAUACAAUUUCCCUCAUUUAAUACAU